UGUGUGUGUGUGUGUGUGUGUGUUGAGAGAGAGUAAGAAAGAGAGAGAGGGUGAGAGAGAAGGUCGUCUGUGUUACGGAGCAGGCAGUUUGAUGUUUGUAUCUUGUAGAAGACACUUUGUCGUAUCUGUUUUAAACAAUAUUAACAUAUAGAAACUAAGAACAAAGUCAGGGGUCGUCUGAUGAAAAUCCACAGCAUGGGUGUCCGGGCAGUCAUCGCCAUGACGCUCCUCCUGUCAUUAGCUGCCAGUGAGGAAGAGACUGCUAAAGGUUCAGUAAAAUUCAAGGGGGGAAAUUUCACCAUGAGCUGUCCAGGGUUAGGGAAAUGGUACAGAAGGAGCGCACAAGUGGGAAACGGUGAAGAACAUGACAGUUUGGAAUUGGACUACAACAGUGAUACCAAGGGCUUAUACAAAUGUGUAUACAAGGAUAACGGAGAAGAUAAAGAAUAUUAUUUCUAUGUGAAAGGAAAGGCGUGCGCAAAUUGCAUCGAGCUUGAGGCAGCUCCGUUAGCCUUGGCCAUCACUGUGGACAUGGCUGGGACGAUAAUACUGAUGAUGAUCAUCUAUAAGUGCACGAAGAAGAAAAGCUCAGCUGGAUCUACACAGGCCUCAAAAGCACCAGCUCGUGCAGGAGGCCGUGCUCCACCUGUCCCAUCUCCUGACUAUGAGGCACUGAACCCUCACACUCGCUCCCAGGACCCUUACGCUAUUGUGAGCAGGACGGGAUAAAAUCACAUGACCUGGCUGCACAAGGACACUGGUUUAAAGGCCCAACAGACAAAAGCAUUAACAGCAUGCUCCCAUGGUCCCAAUUUGCGCAGAGGUGACUGGAAUUUAGUUUGUGAUGUUCUCAGUAUUUACAAAUUAUACUGAAAAACUACUUUCCUCUCCAGAAAUCAUCCCUAUGGAAUCCAUCACAAGUGUGUGUAGAUUCAGAGGAACACACAUUGCUUUUGUAUGUUGCUGUAGAUUAGUCAUUUACAACCUGGAGGCACUUCAGCAGCUCAGCUUAUUUGAAAAUGUAUAAUUUGAAUAAUUGUAAUUAUGUUUAUGAAGGAAAAGAACACAAAUGCCAUAGGAUUACAAAAUUGGUGUAGUGCUGAUCUCCAAUGUGUUUAUUGUAACAAUAAUCAAGACAGUGUUCUCCUGGAUCAGCUGUAAUUCCUUGACACAGAGUUCAUGGAAACAAGUCAUCAAAAUGCCUAGAAAAAGAUCAAAGUACAAGAACAGUACGAACGGCUGAAACUUCUAUUGUGUCAUGACUGACCUUUAAAAGACAAGGGGGAAAAAGACAAGCAUCUCUAUGAUCACUGUAUCUACUGGUUUUCUUUGCUGUUAAAUGAAAAGGAACAGUUCUAUUAAACCCUCACAUCUAUAGCUAUUGAAGGAGAGGGGACAGUGAAGGGGUAGUUAAAUAGUUAAUUUGUUUUUAAUGACACAAAAAAAUUUAACUUUUGGGUCAGAACUAUAUAAAAAGCAUUUAUAAAGAAAAAAGAAUAUAUAUAUAUAUAUAUAUAUAUUAAAAGGUUAUACAAUGUGAUGCAGCGGGCAGAGGCAGGACGUAACGUAUAAAUUCCUCUGUGGAGAUCAAGUGCUUUUGUUUACAGCACAUCCACACUGGCCUCGGACCUCAUCACCCCAAACUCUCUUGACAUUUUCGUCGAUGUGUUCUACAUGUGUGGCUCCGCUUUUUCAUCCUGAAAUAUUUUGUACAUUUCUGCGUCUGUCGAGCGUUAACCUCAUCAACCUCACCCGCUCGAUCUCCUGCUGUGCAUCGGCUCCUCCGGACGUCCUUCCUAAAAAGACUGCAGGAAGUCCGAAGGCUCUCACUUGGACAUUUGUGUUCACACAUGGAGAAUGUCCUGAGGACCCCCUUAGUUCAGAGCAUGUCUGAAAGCAGCUUAACAUAACUCAGGUGCUUUAAACCGUGUUUAACCACAAAGAGUAAACUCAGUUUAGUGGAGUAUGUGUCCAGGUUACGGGUCUGUCUUCCCAUUUCCACACACAGGUACAUGAGCCCAUCUAAAAAGGCGGUGUGGGAUAUGUCAGAUAAAAAAAGAAUGAGAACUAGCGCUGUCAACUAAUUUGGAAGAAAUAUUUGAAAGCAGUGAGCAACACAGGUUUACCUUCAUGUCUGUUGUAUAUCUGUGGGGAGCCAGAAAUCUCUCUCUUGCUCUUUAAUAUCCACUCACUCCUCUGUACAGUCCUGCAAUCCAAUACAACUGUUCUGCCAUUAAUCUGCUGUAAUGAUGCCAUUCAUUUUCAGGUGUUGUAAAGUAUAUAUAUUUUUGAGUGUACUGACCCUUUAAUAUAAAAAGUUUACAGAGGUUACUGUAAAAAUCAUUAUUUUUCAUUUUGAAUAAAGAGAUAUAGACGUGUUUCCGGUA
This is a messenger RNA of Hippoglossus stenolepis (Pacific halibut), 2387 nucleotides long. RefSeq names its product T-cell surface glycoprotein CD3 epsilon chain. The record is from RefSeq and is a predicted model, not a curated record. Lineage: Eukaryota; Metazoa; Chordata; Actinopteri; Pleuronectiformes; Pleuronectidae. The coding region runs from base 181 to 729 and encodes 182 amino acids. Gene Ontology annotation, molecular function: transmembrane signaling receptor activity. Gene Ontology annotation, biological process: cell surface receptor signaling pathway; positive thymic T cell selection. Gene Ontology annotation, cellular component: alpha-beta T cell receptor complex; external side of plasma membrane. The transcript has 5 exons.